AUGGUCCGGUUCUCAGCUGCAUCGUCCGCAUCUACUACACCCACACCUCCUGUUUCUUCAUCUUCCGGUGUUGGAUCAUUUCUGGGUAUUCUCAAGGAACCUCGCUCUGAAUCCGAUUUAUUGAUCUCCCAGUACAUCAGACUCUGCCAGGGACGAUUGACGACGAAGAAAGGUGAUUUCACAGAGGAGAAGCUAACGAAGUUGUUGGCUGGUGAAGACAAGAUUGGGAUUGGUGAGACCAUGAAUUUGCUUGAGGGCCGCAAAACUGGUAUUGAAUCUUCUAAAAACAAAUCCAUUGACAAGCCCAAAGCCAAGAAAAAAUAGUUCCUCUGUUUCAUCUUCGAGCUUUUGCAUUCUUUGUUUGCAAGUUUGUUUUUUUUUUUCUUUGGAUUUCAACAAGUUGCUGUAUGAAUCACUAUAUAAGAUCCAAAACAUCAAUUUUAUCAUAUAUGGUAUUAGCAAAUCAAGAACCAUAAAUAUGUUUUGUCUGUCACAAAUAACCUUUGGAA
Messenger RNA from Camelina sativa (false flax), 509 nucleotides. RefSeq lists its product as uncharacterized. Lineage: Eukaryota; Viridiplantae; Streptophyta; Magnoliopsida; Brassicales; Brassicaceae. The record is from RefSeq and is a predicted model, not a curated record.